This is a messenger RNA of Penicilliopsis zonata CBS 506.65, 1002 nucleotides long. RefSeq lists its product as hypothetical. Lineage: Eukaryota; Fungi; Ascomycota; Eurotiomycetes; Eurotiales; Aspergillaceae. Gene Ontology annotation, cellular component: cytoplasm. The record is from RefSeq and is a predicted model, not a curated record. Gene Ontology annotation, molecular function: GTP cyclohydrolase I activity; GTP binding; zinc ion binding. The transcript is spliced from 4 exons. Bases 1 to 1002 code for a protein of 333 amino acids. Gene Ontology annotation, biological process: tetrahydrofolate biosynthetic process; tetrahydrobiopterin biosynthetic process.
AUGGGCUCUGGAUCCUCUCCCCCGGGCCCCAAACCCAAAUCCGCCAUCCCGUCUCACCUGCUGAAUGGCGGCUCUCCUCUGCACCUCUCGACGAAUGUGCGCGAUGCUCGCGAACGGGACAAUCUCAAUUCUUCCAUUCGUUCGUCUUUCGAUCCUCGCCGGCCCGCCGAGUUCGACCUCCCCGCAACCCAAGUCCAUCACUCGACUGAGGACGCCAAUAUCAGCUCGACCGGUGCCAUUCGAAGCCCAGUGGCUGUCAGGCCGACUUUGAGUGACCCUCCCCGUGAUCCCAGAGACGAAGGUGCUCCGUUGACCCCACCUGCAACCGUGAGCCGCCCGGCAAGCCCGUAUACGAUGAACCCUCCGAUUGACUUUGAUGGACUGAGCUGGCCUUGUCCCGGGACCAGGGCGCGAUUGGAGUCUACUCCGGAGGAGAACGAAGAGCGUAUCAAAAAGCUUUCUGAUGCUGUUAGAACCAUUCUGGAAUGCGUUGGAGAGGACCCAGAGCGGGAGGGUCUCAGAGAGACUCCCGAACGGUACGCAAAAGCCAUGUUGUUCUUCACCAAGGGCUAUGAGGAGAACGUGCGGGAUCUCGUGAAUGGAGCGGUCUUUCACGAGGACCAUGACGAGUUGGUCAUUGUGAAAGAUAUAGACGUGUUCUCGCUUUGCGAGCACCACAUGGUCCCCUUUACGGGAAAGAUGCACAUUGGAUAUAUCCCCGAUCGUCGCGUACUCGGUCUCUCGAAGCUGGCUCGUCUGGCGGAGAUGUUCUCCCGCAGGUUACAGGUCCAGGAACGUCUCACAAAGCAGGUUGCUCUGGCAAUCUCGGAGGUUCUCAAACCACGCGGUGUAGGCGUGGUCAUGGAAUCUUCUCACCUCUGUAUGGUCAUGCGCGGUGUGCAGAAGCCUGGAAGCUCUACCACUACCAGCUGUAUGCUUGGAUGCAUGCGGUCCAGCGCAAAGACGAGGGAAGAAUUCCUUACCCUUCUGAAUCGGAGAUAA